Cuculus canorus (common cuckoo) is the source of this 3935-nucleotide messenger RNA. It is a transcript of the gene GPR137C, whose product is annotated as G protein-coupled receptor 137C. Gene Ontology annotation, biological process: positive regulation of TORC1 signaling. Bases 119 to 1306 code for a protein of 395 amino acids. Gene Ontology annotation, cellular component: lysosomal membrane. The record is from RefSeq and is a predicted model, not a curated record. Lineage: Eukaryota; Metazoa; Chordata; Aves; Cuculiformes; Cuculidae. The transcript has 7 exons.
UUGAGGAGGAGGAGGAGGGGGGGGGCGCUCCUUUUUGUCGCAUGGGGGUCUCCAUCUGGGAUUAAAGCGAGGGCAAAGCGGGUGUGCGUUGGAUGGGCCGGUGCCUCCCCGCUGCCCCAUGAGCUCGACGACGGCGGGGGCGGCCCUGGGUGAGGGGCCCGCCGUGCCCUACGCGGUGGAGCUGGGUCUGACCGUGCUGCACACGGCGCUCUACGCCGCCCUCUUCCUUUUCGCCUACCUGCAGCUCUGGCUGCUCCUCUACUACCGAGAGCGGCGGCUGAGCUACCACACGCUCUGCCUCUUCCUCUGCCUGCUCUGGGCAGCCCUCAGGACCACCCUCUUCUCCUUCUACCUGCAGAACUCCCUGCAGGGUCUCCGCCUCCAGCAGCCCUUUGCCCACUGGCUCCUCUACUGCCUGCCCGGCUGCCUCCUCUUCUCCAGCCUCUGCCUCCUCAACCUCUAUUUCGCCGAGGUCAUAUUCAAAGUGAAAUGUGCAGCUGAAUUCAACAAGUACAAGGUCCUGUUGUAUCUGGGCUCCAUGUUUACCAGCCUCCUCUUCUUAGUUGUCAACUUAGCUUGUGCAAUGUUAAUCCAUGGUGAAGUCCCGGAGAGCCAGCUGAGGUGGACAGUCCUUGCCCGUGCCCUGGUCAACGACAGCCUCUUCAUCCUCUGUGCCAUCUCGCUGGCGUGCUGCAUGUGCAAACUGGGAAAGAUGUCUUCAGCGAACGUCUACCUCGAGUCUAAGGGAACAUCUGUCUGCCAGGCUAUUCUUGUGGGAUCUGUGGUUGCUCUGCUCUAUUCCUCAAGGGCUUGCUAUAACCUGGUAGCUGUGGCCAUAUCUCCAGACAAUGUUCCUGGUCCUUUUAACUAUGGCUGGGACAACCUUUCGGACAAGGCGCACGUGGAAGUGAGCAGUGAAGAAUACGUGGUGUUUGGAGUGGUCCUCUUCCUCUGGGAGCUGGUGCCAACGACUUUUGUGGUGCUGUUCUUCCGAGCCCAGAGACUGAGUCAGAACUUGAUGCCGGCAGGGAUGGUCAAUAGCCACAGUUACAGCUCCAGAGCCUACUUCUUUGACAAUCCGAGGCGCUACGACAGCGAUGAUGACUUGUCACGACUCGGGGCCAGGGAAGGAGGCUUGGCCACCCCUCAGUGCUCUGGCUGCUAUGGGUCCCUGGCUGGGAAUGACAGCUACGCCGUGGGUCCCCACCUCAGUGGAACGGCUACAGACGGCGGCCCCUUGCUCUUUGCCGCGGGCGGCUCGGAGAUGAAUAAUCACCAUAGCUCAUAUCCUGUACCACAGAACUGAAGAGGCUGUGAGGGCCGUUUCUUCCCAGAAGUGGCAUUCGUGUAUAGGAUUUGUAACCUGGUUUUCUCUUUCCUUCUUCCCCGAAGCAUCUAACUCAUCGACACAAACAUUCCACUACCUGCAGCAGCCGUAAGCGGGACCGAGCCUACGGCUGCAGGCAGUAAAGCAAAAGAACUGUGACUUUUUAAGGUACCAUUGUAGCAAAGUGAAGCUGAACUCUCUGGAAGCUUUUUUUCUUGGUCUGGUCUUCAAGAUGUUGGCAGCUAAAUGCACCAGAGCUUCCUCACUAGAAAAGAAACAUCAAAUGCAUAUUUGCACUUUUAUCUGCACACGUGGAAGGAACGGAUCUUGCUCAGGCUGGGCUUGGCCUGAGACUGUUCUAGUUACUCUUUUAAUUGCACAUCCAUAGCUGGGAGAGGCACUGUCUUCCUGCAAAGACGUGUUCCGUGAAGUACUCUGCAUCCUGACUCACUGGGGAGUGUGAAGCUCCGCUCACCGAGCAUGUGGCGGGCAGGGCCUCCUGUGGUGAAUGUUGAAGCGUACUGUGCCAUAUUCGCAGCCGGCGGGGCUCAGGCCUCUGGGAUGAGUGUGGUCUUGCUCUGGCUGCUGGUCCUCGUUCUGCCUGCUUGCUGAAUUGUCCCACCUAGGACCACGGGCUCCGAGCUUGAGCUCAAAGCAUAUCCUAGCAGAGGCCUGGAAGGGCAUUAAGAUCCCUGCAUUAUAACCACCUCACUUGCUUGUGGCGAAGGAAGAAGGCUGGCUCGUGCGGUAGCUGCUCUUGAGCAAGGGGGCAAGGCUUUAUAGGCUCCUGCCUUCCGGGAAAGCUUGGAGCUGGUCAGCAGGAGCGUGUGUGCAGGAACAUGCGUGGCCCAAAGCCCCUGUAGAACCAGCGCUGCUUUACCUGGUAGGGUGAGAGCGGCUUUGCUCCCUCCUCCUCCUCCCCCAGGGCCAGGUGCGCCCCUUCCCCUUCAGUAUUAAAUUGUGUUUAGCAGAUAACAGAGUGCUUUAACCUGCGUGAAUAUGAACCAGUGGGGUCCCCCUGGGGUGCAGGAGGUGUCCAUCUGCUUGUGGAGGCAAGAGGGAAGCAGCAGCAGGCGCUGCAGGAUGUGGUCCUGGGCUCCAGGUUCUCUCCUGCUGUGGGCCUGGAGAUCUCCCACCAGGGGAGGUGUACGUGGGCUUUGAGUGCUAGGUCAGCUGAGGAGGAGGUUUCUCUUGUCUCUUUUACCAAAACAGCCAAGUUCCUCCUGGCCUAUAGCUCUGUUGGGCUCUUGGAGAUGAGGCUUGAUGUAUUCCUGGCUUAUUCCUGAGCCUGAUAGGGGGAGGAGUGAAGCGGGUUUGGACACAGGCUUGGAUGGAGGCACUAGUCUGGGGCAGGCAGCAGCUCUGACCUCUAGUGACAACCUGAACUGGAACUUUUAACCCCUCUGAAGCUGCUCCUGCUGCUCAGACCUGAGUCAGACACUUGAAGGAUCCAGCAGGGGGGAAGGAAUUCCCUGUGCAUGGAGCUGUAAGGUCCUGGCUCUGGCGGUGGGACUGGUGGGACCUUGCAGCAGCCACAGCCUCCCCAGCCGUGUGCGAGAGAAACCCCCGGCACAGGAGCAGCCCUGGCCUCUCCUCACUUGCUGUGUGCUCACUAGAGUGGUCUGAUCACCCUGUCACCACCCUUGAUGCCACAUCUCACCCUGAGAACACCCUAUCCCUCUGCGGGGUCGGUGCUGGCUCAUGGGCUUCUCCCUGCUGACCAACUUCGCUCUCACUGGCUCUGCUUCUUUUUGGAGAAGGCUCCUUGAUGCCAACUUCCAGCACAUCCCUCUUGCUCUAGUACUUGAACCAGAGAGCUCCAACCCUACCGGCCGGGGCUCUCCUGGCUGCUCUCCCUUGCGUGGCGUAAGGGACCUGUCUCCUCGCCUCGGCCGGGGGAGUGAAAAUGGGUUGCUCCAUCUCAAUCACUGCUUGACUUAUGGCAAAGCUCCUGAAGGACUUGGAUGGGAUGUGUUGCCCUUCCUCCUUCUCCCAUAAGUCACCAAAGACGGUAGGUGACGUUAGUGGCCCCUGUUCUUGCUUAAAUUCCGAAGCACUAGGAGCACUUUAAGUAUUUCCUUUGGAGGGAAAGGAGUGUAGUGCAAAAAAAAAAAAAAAAGAAAAGAAAAAAAAAAGAAAAACAAGAAAAUAAUUAAAAAAAUUAAAGAAUUAAAGGGCUACAGGCUCCUUGUUCCUAUUGCACUGAAGCACACAGCAACACUACGAUCUUCCUGGCGUUCGGACGGCAGGUCGGGGUGGUGAGUCUCGUUGCUAAUGUACUCGUGAGCGACUGGCAAAGCGUUUUGGUUCAAUUCCUUUGUACGGAUGGCCAUUAAUUUCCAAACUCUGCCUCUGCUCCUGCUGGGGCCGGUCCCGUGUUUUACUGAAGUAAUUUAUAGCGGAGAAGUACAAUGACUUUUUUAAUGCAUAGUUGCCUUUCAUUAAACUUUCUUUUUUGUUGUUGUUGUUUUUUUUUGAUAUGGUUUAACAGUGUUUUGGCUUUGCAGUCAGGCGGCAGCUGGCUGCAACAGGAAGCUGUGGCCAAUGAAUGUACCUAUUUGUUCUUCACUAAACUGUAAUCAAGCACUACUCUGUUGAAAUUAAAACA